Molecule: messenger RNA, 2572 nt
Organism: Passer montanus (Eurasian tree sparrow)
Lineage: Eukaryota; Metazoa; Chordata; Aves; Passeriformes; Passeridae
Gene: NPY4R2
Product: neuropeptide Y receptor Y4-2
Exons: 1
Coding region: 73-1206 (377 amino acids)
Biological process (GO): G protein-coupled receptor signaling pathway
Cellular component (GO): plasma membrane; neuron projection
Molecular function (GO): pancreatic polypeptide receptor activity; neuropeptide binding
Source: RefSeq, a predicted model, not a curated record
UUUAGGCUGGCUCCAGAAGACUCAGACUGUGUUUGACUACCACCCUUUUGGAUAAAUAUUUUGGGAUUCAAGAUGAAUAAGACAAGGGCUGUUAAUGAUGUUUUUCAUUUCCUGAUCAACAAGAACUGGAGCUCAAGCCGAAGCUUUCCUAUGAACAUUUCUAAUCAGUGCAUGAACAUCACUGACCUUACUGUCUUUCUGGCCACCUCUUACAGCUUGGAAACUGUUCUGGGCAUUGUGGGAAACAUCUGUCUGAUUGCUGUCAUUGCCAGGCAGAAGGAAAAGGCAAAUGUCACCAAUAUCCUAAUUUCCAACUUAAUAAUUUCAGACUUGUUUAUGUGUCUUGUCUGCCUGCCUUUCACCGUUGUUUACACCAUGAUGGACUACUGGAUAUUUGGGGAAGUCAUGUGCAAAAUGACCUCUUUCACUCAGUGCACAACUGUGACAGUGUCAAUCCUUUCCCUUGUCCUUAUUGCUCUGGAAAGACACCAGCUCAUCAUAAACCCGACUGGCUGGAGGCCAAAUACCUCCCAAGCCUACCUAGGAAUCGGAGUGAUUUGGACUUUAGCAUGUCUCAUGUCCCUACCCUUUUUGACCACAUCCGUCUUGUCUAAUGAGUUGUAUGAGCAGCUCUCACACUUCAUGAAUUUUUCCACUGAUAAGGCAAUAUGUAUCAACUCGUGGCCUUCUGAGCAGCACAAACUUAUCUACACUACCACUUUACUGCUCCUGCAAUAUUGCAUGCCUCUGUUCUUCAUUAUCCUUUGCUACCUGCGUAUCUACUUACGCCUGCAGAAGAGAAAGGACAUGUUUGAGAAGAGCGAGUACAGCAACCGAGCAGUCCAGCUGAGAAGGAUAAACAUCUUGCUAGCAUCCAUGGUUGCUGCUUUUGCUGUUUGCUGGCUACCACUGCAUGUUUUCAACACCAUCGUGGACUGGAAUUACAAAAUCAUUUCACCUUGCCACCACAACCUGAUCUUCUCAUUGUGCCACCUGGUAGCUAUGGCUUCUACCUGUGUCAACCCUGUUAUCUAUGGUUUCCUAAACAGCAAUUUCAAAAAAGAAGUGAAGUCACUGAUUCUGAGCUGCCAGCAUAAUUCAGUAACAGCCUCAAUGGAAGAAUAUGAUCAUUUGCCUUUAUCCACCAUGCAGACUGAAAUUUCCAAGGGGUCACUGAUGUUGAACUGCAGGCACAAUUCUAUCUAACGAGCAGAAAACAUUUCAGAAGGGUGCACUGACACCACACACCAAUUAUUACCUGUGGGUAAUAAUAAAGCAACUGGCGAUGCCACAGCUGGGAUGUGAACAGGAAGCCAUCGCUACCUGAUUUUUUUGAAGAACAAGUAGAGUAAUGUUGUAAAUGUUCACAGUUGCUGCUGUGGUGCACAAGCUUUUUGUGUCACUGAGGUGGUACGGACACUGAGGAGACCGGGCUGAUGUAAAGCAGCUGCUCUAAGUUCAGUGCCUAAGUCUGGGUGCACAGAGGCUGACAUGGGUUCAUCAGCAAAAUUUGUAUCUCCACCAUGGCUGCAGUAGAAAACCAGAUUUCCAGUUUCAUCACUGCAGGCUGCCAAAAGUUGUGUUGGAGAAGACUCUCAGUUUUCCAGUAUUAGUAAGAUUUUUAUGCACAGCUGACACACCAGUGGAACAGAGUGUGAAUAUAAAUUUUUGUAAAUAUUUGUGAAUAUCAAUUAUGUAAAUAGCAAAUUUUUUUACCAACUCUCACAGCCCAUUAAGUAACAGUAAUCUUUCAGAUCUUCACAUAAAACAACUGCCUGUUUCUAUGAAACUUCACUCUCUGCCAUAAGCUUGAGAAAAGUCAUUGCCUCUGCAAGUAGGGACAAGGAACAAUGACCCUGGUAUGUAAAGAGGGACAAGGAACAAUGACCCUGGUAUGUAAAGAGGACAGUCACUUAUGAAGGAUGGCAGCAAAUGAAAAUGUUAUUUGAUGGAUUAAACUCAUAAUACAGUGAGAUGAUACUGAGAACUGUUUUUAAGCACAUGAAAAACAGUUGUAGAUCUACAUGGAAAUGAGUCAGUUCUGGCUGCUGUCAGUCACAAAGCUCUGCAAUGCUACAGCUUCACGCCAUGAUGGUACAAGAUGGCCAGAUUACAGGAGUUGUUCCAGGACCUGGUAGCAACAUGAUGUUCUGCUUCAGCACCUUCUUGGUACUUUAAUUGCAAAGUAUCUAAUUCAGAAGGUCAGAAUGAGCAUGAAAACCUGUUUGUGGAAAUAAUGUGUUUCCAGAGGGGCUAUAUUUGCAAAGAAAUAAGCAUAUGCAUGGAGACUUUGAGUUUUCUUAAACAAUAAAACCUGACAUCAGAUAUCAGUCCCACUCACUGGCAUCAGCAACACAGGUGAAGCUGAAUUUCAACAAAUCAAUAGAAGGUCAAUGAAAAUACACAGGUGGAAUCCAGGUCUGGGUGAAGCCAAGCCACAUAGGUAGUACUGUCAAUUGCUCUAGUAAAAUGACCUGGAUUCCUCUCUUAGUGAGAGACUUUGUGUGUGAUUACCUUUUGUAUCUUCCUCAACAUUUGGAAAGACAUUUUUGUGGUUUUUUUUUCAAAUGGA